Molecule: messenger RNA, 1301 nt
Organism: Closterium sp. NIES-67
Lineage: Eukaryota; Viridiplantae; Streptophyta; Zygnematophyceae; Desmidiales; Closteriaceae
Source: the annotation of a GenBank genome assembly
CUCUGACGUGGUGCUUGUUGUGACCCCAAGUAGGAGAGCACAAAUCCAGAGCAGCCAGAGCUUCUAAAGCUUCGCCUAUUCUCCCGACAAUUCAACCAUUCCGUUUCGGUUGCGGGCGACCAUGAUGGGCACUAAAGCAUUAGCAGCGGCGGCGUUCCUUCUCCUAGCAAUAACUCCUGUUUUCUCGAGGCCGCCUGGGGGCGGUCCUGGCGGUCCUGGUGGUCCUGGCGGUCCCGGGGGUCCUGGCGGGCCUGGACCGGGCGGAGGCUUUGGCGGGCCGGGAGGCGGGGCUGGCAGCUCCAGCAGCGGGGGCCCUGGCGGACCAAACGGAGGGUUUCCGCCAAAUGGCGGCCCUCCUGGCGGCGGACCCGGCGGACCCGGCGGACCUGGCGGACCAGGGGGCCCGCCGGGUUUUGGGCCGUUGAAUGUGACGGCGGUGGGAAAUCUGACAUUCGCUGGCGGCACUCGUCUGGACAACUGUUCUGCUGACCUCCCCGCAGGCCACGGGGGCUUCCGAUUCGGCAUCUUCAAGAACUCCACUGGCAACUACAACCUCGUGUUCCAGGCCGAGCUCGUGAACGUCACUGGCAGCCCACCCGACUCUCUCGCAAUAGCCGAGGCUGCUGCGUGUGCUGUCGCUGCCACUCCUCUCCUCUCCCUCCCUAUCGCCGCCUCCGAUUGGACCAUCCGCUCUGGUUGGUGGCUGCUGCACUCUGAAAUGCGCCUGGACGGAUUCCUGGAGAAUGCUGAUUCUACUGCGAUUGAAACCCUCAUCGCCGCCGUUCCCAAAGUUACGCUGCCGGAUAGUGGGGCUACUCCUGGGGCUGGUGCUGCUGGGAACAGGAGGAUGGGCCUGGAGAGCGAGAGGAGGGUGCUGUUUGACCUGUUCAAAUCCCUUGGGAUGGCCAUGGGGGGGAAGAAGAAGAAUACGAAGAAGAAUGCUAAGGUUCCUGCCAAUGCGGGUGGGCAGAUGUUCAAUGUGACGGGGUAUGCCGUUCUGGCAGCUAGCUCGUCUUCUGCUGCCUCGUGGGGUGGCGAGCUCCAGGGUGCGUUGGUGCCACCCCCACCCCCACCCCCGGCUUCUUAGGGUAAAGCCAAUUUCUUUUUUCGACAUGGCUCGCAGGUGUUCAACAAGCCUGGCUAUGCUGUGCUGGCUGCGAGCUCAGCUUCGGGAUCCUGAAUUGAAGGGACAUUUUUGUUAUCAUGGUAGUUCUGUAACCUUCAGCUUCUUACGCUUUGUUUAAGCAUAGAUGAGUUCCUUUGCUUGAACUACAGAAUACUUUCUGUUAUUCUAUCAGAUC